AUGCAUGUAAAGGCCAGAAAAAGGAAGAGAAAGUUGAGUAAGGAGAAGAACAGAAUGUCCAACGAAGACUUGAGCACCGCUAAAGGAGAAGUAUCACUUGUCGGACAAAAGUUUAAGGCUAAUGAAAGUAAGUUUCAAUUUCUGCAAAGAAUUCUUAUUAUUAGCUAGUGUUUUUGGCUUAAUUUUUGUCUGAUGGGUAAGUUGAGUUGAAAAAAGGAAAAUAUAACUCGGUUUUAUACUAAGUUCAGCAUUGUGGUUACUUUUUGAGUUAGGAAAAGCGAGUGUUACUUUUAAAAGGUAUUUUCAGAGCCUCAACACGUACCGCUAGCCUACACCAAGUCGGAAGACACUCAUGUGUCCAGAUGGAGACGACGAGAUGAAUUGCCAUGAAUGCAAGAAUGGAGCCAAGUUUUGUGCACCACUGUCGAUUUGUAUACCUAAAUGGAAGGUAUGCAAUGGAGUCUCCGAGUGCCCGGAUGGCAGUGACGAAAGAGUAAGUGCUUUUGAGUUUAAAAAGAUCAUUUUACGAAAAGUUUUGCUUUUAAAGCUUUUAUUUGGGUAUUAUGAAUGUUUGUUAUAGGACUGUGACUGCCGAAGUUGCUCUGGCUCCGACAAGGCCUUGUGCAAUGGAGACUCAAAGAUGUGCAUAAAGAAAUCUGAGGUUUGCGAUAACGUCCAACAUUGUCCAGGUGGCGAAGAUGAGUUCAACUGUCCCGGAUCAUGUUCAGCAAUUCGAACUUUUAGUGAUUUUGCGACUCGUCGACGACGGAGCAUGGCAUUGGCUAGUAAAGGUAAAAUAAUAUUGCAAUUAUUUUUUUUGAAAUCGCAAAGUUUUUUAAACAGUUUUAAAACUUUUUAACUUUUUUUAUUUGUUACCUAAUUUCAUAUUACGUUAUCAAAAAUCAUACAAAAUUAACUAAAAAUUUUAUUUACCAUCUCCUUCAGCUAGAAUUACCCGAGACAGUGAUGGAAACACGGUCGAGUUCUCAGGCUCUGGAAAAUCUUCCGGCGAAGAGCCUAUUGAAGAUCCACCAAGUGACAAUCUACCGAAGUUCAGAACUAUGGACGAACUUGAAUUACGUCAAGAGGAAAUUGUCUCAAGCGACUUUGAUGAGCUUGCCUUGGACACUAUUGUAUGCCGUGAUGGAAAAACGUACGAUUGGAAAUACGCUUGCUCUGGCCAUUACCCGCAAUGUGAUGGAAAAUGCAAACAGUGCAACGAAGAACUGGCAUUUCAAUGCAAAAGUGGAGAUCGGUGCAUUCACCGGGGAUAUGUGAGUUUUUUUAUAAAUAUCGAAGAAAUUUUUAUGGUUUACAAAGCGGCAUAGAGUUUUUAUUACAAAUUAGAAUAGAAUGAACAUGUUAACAGGUAAAACAUGACAAUAAUUUUCUUUAAAGUACAAAAAAAUUAUACAAUUUUUUAUAAUUUGGGACUAAAGACGUAUUAACAGGUAUGUGACGGCACAAAACAAUGCGAAGACGGGUCGGAUGAACAGGAUUGCAAACAGGACUGCACGACGGACAUGGAAAAGUGCACGAUGCUUUCAUUAAGCGGCAACCGCAAAUGCUACGAAACAUCACAACGUUGCGAUGGAUUCAAGGACUGCCCGGAUGGUGGAGACGAAAAGAAUUGUGACUCUUGUUCAGGCCGCUCCAUCCUCUGCAAAGCCGACAAAAAGUGUAUUCCAUCGAUUGCACGAUGCGAUGGAAUCCAACAAUGCUCCGAUGGACAGGAUGAACAAGAAUGCACCUGUGCUGAGUGCAGUAUCCACCCCUACUCAAUGUACAUGUGUGAACGGUCCCAACGAUGCUUCAGAACCCACCAAGUUUGUGCACCAUACACUCAGUGCCCCGAACCUACAAAGAUGGAUAAGCUCUACUGUGCUACGAGGAAUCAACCAUACUUUUAA
Molecule: messenger RNA, 1910 nt
Organism: Bursaphelenchus okinawaensis
Lineage: Eukaryota; Metazoa; Nematoda; Chromadorea; Rhabditida; Aphelenchoididae
Source: the annotation of a GenBank genome assembly